ACAGCAUCUUUGACAGCUUUAAAGGAAUUUGCUCAGGUGAAGGAGACAACUGCUGCUCUGAUGAAGGAUUUUUCUGAGCAGGCCUCCCAAGCUAGACAUGUCAGUAUGAGAUGCUGUCAACGUUUUUCUUCAUGACCAACAGGUUGUUAAACUGCAAUCAAAAGCACUUAUUAAGGAUGGAUCUCUCCCUUUUUUGAGAUUUGAACUACUGACAUCUUCAUCCACUGGAACUUUAGUGCCCAGGAGACACCAGAGAGGGGAUUUUUGAGAGAGUUUCAGAACAAGCCCUGCAGCUGUGAGCUGGUUGCAGCAUGAGGAAAAACCUUCCAUCACCCCAAUGUACAAGAAAAAAAAGAGAGAUGACAGUAUCUAUCCUCCUUCAAUACUGAGGAAAAGGCCACCUGUGGACCCAGUGGUGGGAGAAAAGCGAAAACAAUGGAGAAGGGUUCGAUUCCGUGAGCCAGAAGUCAUUGAACAUGCCAUUUCCUGCUGUGACUACAUAGUAGCAGAUGACAGGUCACCAUCAGGACUGCCUCUGUUCCUUUGGCUCUCGUUUUGUGCAGUGCUGAUCCUGGCUGUAAGUCUCUACUACACCAGCAUGAAGCAAGACAUCAAAGUCCUGGAGGAAUUUCAAUCCCAACUUGUUAUCUUCUUUCUUCAGCUAAGACAUGUUGCUCAGAAAUGUUGGACUUGGUUUGUGAGGCAGUAGCAAUGUCCCCCAGCCUGAGAGACAUCUGCUAACCAGCACAAAGCUCCCAGUCUACUCCAGUCACAUACAGAGAACACGUGAGGGUACACCUCAAAGAGCAAGAAAAUCACCCCUGUUCUGCACUGUCCAGAAGCCAUUUGUUCUCCUUUCUUUUGGUUUGGGUUUGUUUUUUUUUUUCACAUUACUGGGCAGUCAUAGUAGCACCUAGAUGUCCCACAAAUCUCAUGCUCAUCAUCCAUCAUCUAUCAUCCAUCAUCAACAGAAAAAAAAUAACAGAAUUUAGACCCCCAAAGAUCUUACAAACUGAUGAAAGGAGCAGAAGUAGAGACAGAAAUACAUUGAUUUGUGCAGGCAGCAGACAGCUCUGAAUAAAAGUAUCUCGAGUCAGGAGGUCAAAGCUCUACAUACCAAACCAUCUUUUUCCUCAACUCUCCUAAGAGCUAUUCUGGAAAAGUGGAAAUAAAGCUGAGCUAUUGCACAAAUGCUGCUCUGGUGGCCAAAGGUUUGGCAAGCUGCUAUAUUUAUGCAUCUUAAAUGAUUAUUAGUAAAAUCUCAGCAAAUGUCUUUCUUGUUUCCCUUCAUGCAUUUUUUCCUCCAUGGGGAAAAGCUGCUUCUAAAUGUUUUACUUGACUCCCAGGUGUGAAAAAGAACAUGAAAGCUCAUUUAAACAGUAAAUAGUUUAUUUGCCUAACAUAAUAAAUAGCAGCAUUGAAUCCCAAGCUAAUUAUCAAAUCAGUAGUUUAAUCCUCUGGGUUUGAUUCAGUCUAUAAAUGCCAUGAGCUGAGCUUACAAAAUUUAAGAGACUGCUGGUAUGCAGUCAGAGUUCAUGCAUUUACACCUCGGUGUUCAAGGCCUUAUUAAUGGUAACAUGGGCUAGUUAGGAAGGUGUGGGAGGCAAAGCCCCUUUGUCUCUCCACUGUCCCACCAUAGCAUCCACCUCUCAGAAGGGAAUCCUUUUACUGGAGACCAUGCAAUAUAUGUGGAACAGUGCUCUGGGUAUCUAAGAGGACUCAAGCAAGUGCAAGCUUAUGAGAUUCAGCCAUGUUUUCUUCCUAGACAAAAUGAGUACAAUCAGCUUUUUAGGCCUUAGAUCCUUGUCAAGAAGCACUUGAUGUUUGAAGAAGAGGAAAACAAACAAACAAAUAAAAAAGAGAACAAAAUCACUGCAGAGAAGAUGGAAGAGAUGCCUGCAAGACCUUGUCUCAAGCUCCCCUGCCAUUGCUGCCCACCAAAAAGAAAAAAAUGGUGCUUUAUUUUCAGUUGUUUGGGGUUAAAAAAAAAAAAAAA
Calypte anna (Anna's hummingbird) is the source of this 1996-nucleotide messenger RNA. It is a transcript of the gene C5AH14orf180, whose product is annotated as chromosome 5A C14orf180 homolog. The transcript is spliced from 6 exons. Bases 338 to 709 code for a protein of 123 amino acids. The record is from RefSeq and is a predicted model, not a curated record. NCBI's taxonomy places the organism in Eukaryota, Metazoa, Chordata, Aves, Apodiformes, Trochilidae.